AUGAUCUCUUCCCGCCCUAUCUGCGUCGUCGCAGGCGUCGGUAAUGGUUCCGGUACUGGCGCGGCCACUGCCCGCAUCUUCUCUAAGGAAGGGUAUCGGCUCGCGUUGAUAUCUCGUGACAAAGAGACAAUACAUAAGUUCGUGGAGGAACUGAACAAGGACGGGAGAGAGGCUGCCUUUUUCCCCAUAGCAGCGUAUACCUACUCCGAAAUGCACGCCUCCUGGGAGGCCAUUCGAAAGCACUGGCCCAGUACCGAGAUCCGUAUCGCUCUUUAUAAUGGUGGUCAUCUCUGCGUUAAGCCUUUCCUUCAGACGACCGAACAGGAUCUCCAGGGUAGCCUCGACACACACGUCAACGCUGCGUUUUCCUUCUCCCGCGAAGCAAUAUUGUCAUUUCUGGAUCAGCCAUUGAACGACAAAGGCAAACGGGGAACACUUUUGAUCACAGGUGCAACCGCGUCGCUGAGGGGAAAUACGACGACGUCCGUAUUCGCGGCAGGCAAGUUUGGACUGCGUGCAUUGUCGCAGAGCUUGAACAAGGAGUUUGGGCAAAAGAACAUACAUGUACGUACUUCAGCUGUCUACCUCCACUCUAUUGUUUCCAUCCUGACGGAUCGUUCUCCCAAACAAGGAAGAAGCCCAGAGUGGCUCGAAGAUCAUGAUGCUAGGCUCGAGCCCGAGAGCAUCGCACAGGCCUAUCUCUACCUUGUAAACCAGUGCAGGUCGGCUUGGACUUGGGAGCUAGAUCUGCGCUCUGCCCAUGAGAAGUGGUGA
Molecule: messenger RNA, 774 nt
Organism: Stereum hirsutum FP-91666 SS1
Lineage: Eukaryota; Fungi; Basidiomycota; Agaricomycetes; Russulales; Stereaceae
Product: NAD-P-binding protein
Exons: 7
Coding region: 1-774 (257 amino acids)
Source: RefSeq, a predicted model, not a curated record